AUGCAGCUUAUCAACGACAGCUAUCAUCUCACUGACGACCGAGAUACCCAGCUUGAUGCUGGCUAUCUCAUAGAUCAACUUGAUAGCAUGCGAGACAGUCUAGAAAGGCUUGCCAUCACGCAUGAAAUUACUGAUGACGACUCCGAUUUAGAAUGGCUGCUGGGAUUGUUGACGAACCAAAAGAGAUCAUUUAAACACUUCACCAACCUCAAGCAUCUCACCAUUCCACAGUUGUUCUUUUUCAACGAGGAGACGGAUCGUUGGCUGGAACACUGCUGCCAGCCGAGAGAUUUGCCACCAAAGCUCGAGACGUUGGAAAUCUUGUACCCUCAAUCAGACAUAGAAGACUGGGUACAGGUAGAGCGCUUCCAGCCCCCAGGAUAUCAAGACGAUCCGGCUUUAGGCUUUCAAGCCAAGCUGCCCUCGGCUUUGUGGAAGAUCACAUUGACGUGUCGCGACGAAGUUGGCUCAUCUGCAUCGUCCUUCACGAAGGACGUAGAGCCGAUCUGGGUGGUGCUGUCGUUUGAUCUCCUAAUUGAGACGUAUGUCUUCUGUCAGACCCAAGGAAACUGGUACAAUUUGAAAGACUUGCGCUACGAGCAAUUAGACAUGAACGAGGAGGAGACCGACAGCGAUAUGUCAGCGAUGUUAUUAGCGCAUUCUGGACCUCAGGUAGAAUCGACCGACAGCGAACUGGAAACGACUGAUAGUGGAGACUACGACGAAGAAUCGGACGAAGAGUCGGACGAAUAG
This is a messenger RNA of Alternaria hordeiaustralica, 753 nucleotides long. RefSeq lists its product as uncharacterized. The record is from RefSeq and is a predicted model, not a curated record. The coding region runs from base 1 to 753 and encodes 250 amino acids. NCBI's taxonomy places the organism in Eukaryota, Fungi, Ascomycota, Dothideomycetes, Pleosporales, Pleosporaceae. The transcript is spliced from 2 exons.